AAUUUUUUUUUAUUAAUUAUUAAUUAUUACAUUUCAUAUUAUUUGUAAAAAAAAUAGUAUAAACUUAUAUACCUAUUACCUAAGCAGACUAAUAGGUUAAGUUUAAGUAGAAAUUUAUCAUUUUUCUAUUUGGUCUAAAUUUAAGUUCAAAUUAUACUUAACACAAUCAUAAUUUAGUUCUUCGUUGGUUAUUGACAUAUGCUGAUUGUUUCUUGCAAUCAUUCAGUACAUUCAAUUUAAAUAAGAUUAUUAUAAUAUGGAUAAUAACCAUGAAACAACUGCAACUAAGCCAGAAGGAUUGGAGCAGGAUGAAUUGAUAAUUCAACAACACCGAGAAAUUGAAAAAGAGAUUUCCGAUUCUAUAUUGUUAAUUGGUCAAAAAGAAGAAUUAACAUCACUUGAAACUGAAUACAUAAAUGAUCCUGUGUACUUAACUAAAAUUCAAGAUCUAAAUAAAAAGUACAAAUGCAUGAGACGUGCGAGGCCAGAUGGUAACUGCUUCUUUAGGUCAUUUGCUUUUGCAUAUUUUGAAUAUUUGAUAGACCAUAAUGAAGAAUAUAAGCAUUUUAAAGAGCGUGCCCUAAAAAGCAAAGAUGAAUUGAUCUCUUGUGGUUUUACUCAAUUCACAUUGGAGGAUUUUCACGAUACAUUUAUGGAAGUGGUCAAUUUGAUUGGUGAAGGCCAACAUGAUAAAUUAUAUGAUACUUUCAAUAUGCAAGGUUACUCAGAUUAUGUGGUGGUGUAUCUUCGUCUGAUAACCUCAGGACAGCUGCAAAAAGAUGCAGAGUUUUAUAAGCAUUUUAUUGAAGGGGAUCGGACAGUUGUUGAGUUUUGUCACCAGGAAGUAGAGCCGAUGUUCAAAGAAAGUGAUCAUAUUCAUAUUAUUGCAUUGAGUACAGCAUUAAAUGUCGGAGUUCGUGUAAGAUACAUGGACAGAGGUGAAUCAUCUGAAGCUAUUGCUCAUGAUUUUCCUGAAGGAUCUCCAGUCUGUGUUCAUCUUCUCUAUAGGCCAGGCCAUUAUGAUAUAUUAUACAGCAGAUAAAGUCAAAAGUAUUGAAAAAUGAAGUUAUUUAAUUAAUACAAUCAAAUUUAAAAUCAUAUUUAAAGGGUUGUUUUAUUUAAAUAUUAAAAAGAAAAAGAAAUUGAUAGUUCCAUAUCUACAUUACACCAACUCAUCGAAUAUCCUAAGCUUGAUUGAACUUAUUUAAUAGAUUUUUAAUAAAAGUAUUGUACACUCAUACUAUAGAUUAACUUGCUCACAAACUAUGUGUUUUUUUGUUAUAAUAUUGUCUUGAAAGCAUGUACAUUUUUAUUUCUAAUGUUUCUAGGUGAUGUGCAAUAAUAAUAAUAUUUUAAUUUUUUUUUUAAUAAGUUUAUUUAGAUAGAGAUUAUAAUUAUCAGGCAAUUAAACCAUUAUAAAUACAAAACAUGUUAAAUUACAUAAUAUUAAUUAAAAUUUAAAACAAAUAACUUAGGACAAUUAUAAGUGCAUAUUCAUACUCUUUAAACUAUGGCACUGAUUAUUUUAUUCAUUAAAAGAUGAAUUAAUCGAUUUGAUUUUUUAAUUAUACUAUGGUGUAGAUAAAAUUCUGAAAAUUAAUUUGAAAAUAUUUAUAUUUAUCAUUUGUCAUAUUAAAUAUGUAGCAUAAUAAUUUAACCAGUUAAAUUAAAUUCAUUAAUUUGUUAUGAUGAGUAUAUUGUACCACAUAUUGAAUAAAGAGUAAAGACUUUGGAA
Messenger RNA from Myzus persicae (green peach aphid), 1735 nucleotides. RefSeq names its product ubiquitin thioesterase otubain-like. The record is from RefSeq and is a predicted model, not a curated record. NCBI's taxonomy places the organism in Eukaryota, Metazoa, Arthropoda, Insecta, Hemiptera, Aphididae. The coding region runs from base 257 to 1042 and encodes 261 amino acids. Gene Ontology annotation, cellular component: nucleus. Gene Ontology annotation, biological process: protein K48-linked deubiquitination. The transcript has 6 exons. Gene Ontology annotation, molecular function: cysteine-type deubiquitinase activity; ubiquitin binding.